Molecule: messenger RNA, 1011 nt
Organism: Aspergillus puulaauensis
Lineage: Eukaryota; Fungi; Ascomycota; Eurotiomycetes; Eurotiales; Aspergillaceae
Product: Zn(II)2Cys6 transcription factor domain-containing protein
Exons: 3
Coding region: 1-1011 (336 amino acids)
Biological process (GO): regulation of DNA-templated transcription
Molecular function (GO): DNA-binding transcription factor activity, RNA polymerase II-specific; zinc ion binding
Source: RefSeq, a predicted model, not a curated record
AUGACUUCCUUCCUCCAGUAUCCUCCAGCUUCCUACCCUCCUCCUCCCUCUGCGGACCACCAGUACCCCCCUCCGCCAGCGCAAUAUCCUCCUCAGUCGCAAUACCCUCCUCAACCCAAUAUGGCUGCCAUUCAUCCACUCCACGCCCAGCCAGAUCCUUACCGACUACCCCCUCCAGGUGCCUACCGUCCAGAAGUAUAUGGCCAGCAGCCUCCACCUCCGGCUCCCCCAUCUGCACCGGGUGCGGUCGUUUAUCAGGCUGCUCCGCGCCAGAGGACUGCCAUCGCAUGUCGCUACUGUCGGCGACGGAAGAUCCGGUGCUCGGGCUUUGAUAGCAAUCCAGAUGGCCGUUGCAGCAAUUGUAUUCGCUUUAACCAGCCAUGCAUGUUUACUCCAGUUUCAUCCCAGACCCAGGCCUUCGUCCCUGCUCACGCAGCCUACCCACACAUGAGAAAUGGUCAGAACGGAGGGCGCCCUGGGGGAGAGCCGGUUGUGCUCUACGGUGCGCACGGCCAACCCCUGCCUCCUCAACAGCAACCACAGCCUGGUUCAGAGACGACGCUCCCGCCACCUCAGGGAAUGUACCCUCCAUAUGCUGGUGCACCUCCACCCCUUGCAUCUGUGCAGCCAGAUCAUAGACCUCGCCGUGGCUCCGGCUCUGGGUUUGAUUAUCCCGAUCCCACCAACUUGGCUCCUGUGACGCCAGUCAGCGGAGCUCCGUACCAGCCACGUGCCGCUCCCUACUAUCCCCCACCUCCGCAUGAUCGUCGUCCUUCGCCUCAGGCUGCGUAUGCGUACGAUAACCGCCAUUCUUCUUCUCCUCACGGAUCGCCUUAUCCUGCAAUGCAUCCUCAGAGCGCUAUCACACCUCCACCCACUUCGACUCCGGGAUCUGCCCCUCGGAAUGGACUAAAUGUGCGAGAUAUGCUCAACCCCGGUGAAAAUCCGGGUCGCUCCAGUACCGAUAGCGAUAUGCUCAAUGCGUUGGACCGCCGCGGAUUAGGACAGUAG